Paramisgurnus dabryanus is the source of this 656-nucleotide messenger RNA. RefSeq names its product mitochondrial ribosomal protein S16 (gene mrps16). Lineage: Eukaryota; Metazoa; Chordata; Actinopteri; Cypriniformes; Cobitidae. The record is from RefSeq and is a predicted model, not a curated record. Gene Ontology annotation, cellular component: ribosome; mitochondrial small ribosomal subunit. Gene Ontology annotation, molecular function: structural constituent of ribosome. Gene Ontology annotation, biological process: mitochondrial translation.
AUUCGUACACGCGCUUCCGGUCGUGCAAGAGAAACAUGGCUGCGCCCUUGCGAAUGUCAUGUUGUUGAAUGCUUGCAUUUAGUUGCGUCUGUUUGAGCCAUAUACACACUUUAAGCGUACAUUUAAUACGAUUAUAGAGGUGUCUACAUGCAGUUUCCGGAUUUAUAAAGCUUUACUUUCCUUGUCUACGGAUAUUCUGUGAAUCAUGGUCCACCUGUCAUCUUUACUGCUAAAAAAAUAUCACGGUGGGCAUGUGGUGAUCCGCUUGGCGCUAGGGGGCGCCACCAACAGACCAUUCUACCGCAUCGUGGCCGCCUAUAAUAAACGGGCGAGAGACAGUAAAUAUAUCGAGCAGCUGGGGUCGUACGACCCUCUCCCUAACAUAUAUAAUGAAAAACUUGUAGCCUUUAAUUACGACAGAAUCAAAUACUGGAUUGGCUGUGGUGCCCAUCCCUCCAAACCUGUGGCCAAACUUCUGGGAUUGGCUGGAUUUUUCCCACUGCAUCCAAUGACAGUAACAGAAGCAGAGCGGAGACGGAACGCAGCUUCUACAGAAGAAAUAAAGUUGGACAUUGAAGAUGCAGAAGAAAAGCAGGCAGAGCUGUGAAAAGCUAAAGGAGUUGUACUAUAAAAGCAAAAUAAAGUGUUUAAAGUUU